Messenger RNA from Rubroshorea leprosula, 2984 nucleotides. The record is from the annotation of a GenBank genome assembly. NCBI's taxonomy places the organism in Eukaryota, Viridiplantae, Streptophyta, Magnoliopsida, Malvales, Dipterocarpaceae.
UCAACCUCAAUAUUCUUUAUGGUAUCAAAGCUUUCUCUUAACACCAAAUAAUUCCAAAACCCUAGGUUUCUUAUUAUGCUGUGCCUCUACGUCAAUGGAUGAGUCUUCGUCUUCUUCUUCUUUGUCUCCUUCCUCUACUUCUCCUAUUCCUUCCUUUCCCCAUGCUCAUGUUCCUUCUCUUUCUAUUGGUUUUCCGUUUCUUUCUACAAUUUUUGCCCCUGCCUCUCCUGUGGUGUCUGUCACGCCGUCAAUCCCUAUUCCUUCUUUUCCUCCUACUUCUUCCUCUUUACCCACAACCCUUGCCUCUUCUGUUUUCUCUCAUCUUGUUUUCUCCGUCACCAAUAUUUGGAAUUAUGUGGCAGAAACUCUUGAUCACACUAAUUUUUUUGUGCGGAAGGAAUUGAUGAUUCCUGUAUUGAAAAGCAAAGGUGUUUAUGGUCAUGUUGAUGGUUCCUAUUUGUGUCCCUCCUUUAACAGUCCAAAUUUUGAUUACUGGAUGCAAGUUGAUUAUCAAGUACUGUCUUGGAUUCAGGCCACUAUAUCAAUAGACAUUCUUCAAUUUAUUCUUCAACCUGGUAAGCAGCUCACAGCAAAAUUAGCUUGGGAAUCUAUUCAUCAGUUGUACCAAAGCCAACUUAGUGCUACUGCACUUCAAUUAACUCAAGAAUUCAGUGGUAUUCAGAAGCAGUCUAGCCAGAGUGUUAUGGACUAUUUGCACCAUUCUUAUUCUGGUCGCGAUUUUGACAAUGUGGCUCAUGGUGCCUCUGAUUUUUCGGCUGGUUAUUCUUGGACUCAUGGUGCUGGUUUUAAUGGGUCUUUGUUUGCAAAGUCUGAUGGUCAAGUGGCUGGGUUUCAUUUUGCCAAUAGUUCUACCCGUGCCUUACCCCCAUUACUACCAACUCUGCCAACUCCGCCAACUUCUAUUGCUUGUCAAUGGUGUAAUCGACUGGGUCAUCAAGCACGUGAUUGCUCUUUCUUAACUGCCAGACCUGCCUUUGCUUCCUCUACACACCAGUCACUAUAUGCAAAUUUAGUUCCUGCUCCUAUGGAUCCCAAUUGUGUUAACUUUGAUUCAUCUGGUUUUUCUAUUAAGGACAACAAGAUGAAGAACGUCCUCCUUCAUUGCAAUAGUCCGGAUGGCUUGUACUCAUUUUCUAGUGGUUCCUUCCCCAGUUAUCCUGUUGUCUAUUCUGUUUCACAUUCUCCUGAUGUGUGGCAUUGUCGUCUUGGUCAUCCGGGCAUCACUUCUAUUCAACAUCUUGCUAGACAUGGUUUUCUUCCAACUGAAAGAGUUACUUUGCCACCACGUUUAUGUCAUGCAUGUCAGCUUGGGAAACAUCCCAUUCUACCUUCUUCUCCACCAUCGCCGGCCUAUCCCAAGUCAAUCCAAAAUACUGUAUCAUCUUCUCCUUCCUUGUCCUUACCUUUUCUUUCUUCCUCCACGGCUUUGCCUUCUUUACCACCAUCGGAGUUUUCCCAAUCUUCCACAGAUUCCCCUCAUUCUCCUGUCGAUCUCCCUGCCUCCCAUGCUACCUCUUCCAUGUCUUCUUGUUCCCUUCCACUGUCCCCUGCCUCCUCGCUACCACCUUCCUUGCAGCCUCCAUGGCGGAUCCAUCCUAUGAUUACCGGGUCUCAAGUUGGCACUCAAAAGCCUCGGGUUCUGCCAUCCUUGCUUGCUUCUAGAACUGACAUCAAGGAACCAAAAACCUUUAAAGAAGCCUGUCAAUUCUCCGAAUGGCGUUCUGCAAUGGUGGAUGAGUUCUCGGCUUUGCUAAAGAAUAAUACUUGGUCUCUUGUGCCUUGUCCUUCAACUGUCAAUGUGGUUGGCUCCAAGUGGGUUUAUCGUAUAAAACAGAAGGCUGAUGGUUCUAUUGAGCGCUUCAAAGCUCGCCUCAUUGCUCAAGGGUUUACACAACAACAAGGUAUUGAUUAUAAUGAUACUUUCAGUCUUGUGGUCAAGCCUGUUACCAUUCGAACUAUUUUGGCAUUAGCUGUGAUGUAUUCUUGGCCUAUUCAUCAACUUGAUGUGAAGAAUGCCUUUCUUUAUGGGUGGCUUUCUAAGGUUGUAUAUAUGUCUCAGCCUCUUGGGUUUAUUGAUCCAAAAUAUCCUGAUUAUGUUUGUCGGUUGAAUCGUGCUCUUUAUGGCUUGAAGCAAGCACCUUGUACUUGGUUUCAAAGAUUUGGAUCUUUUUUGUUUACUCGAGAUUUUUCUCAAGUUCGCUCCAACAGUUCUAUGUUUCUUUAUCAUUCUAAUGGUGCUAUGGCUAUUCUUUUACUUUAUGUGGAUGAUAUUGUGCUCACGACUUCCACUAAAUUGCUGCUUCAUGCCAUUAUUUCUUUGCUGAAAAUGGUAACACCUAUGGCACCCAAGGCAAAAUUGUUUUCUACUGAUAGUCUAGCUUACUCUGAUCCGGCAUUCUAUCGUAGUAUUGUGGGUGCUCUACAGUAUUUAACCUUUACACGCCCAGAUAUUGCUUUUGCUGUUGGCCAGAAGCAAAACACUGUCGCUCGGUCAAGUGCUGAAGCUGAAUAUCGUGCUAUAGCCAAUGCCGUUGCUGAGGUUCUUUGGGUUCGUCAACUGCUUUCUGAGCUACAUGUUUUCCUUCAUUCUCCUCCUAUGGUUUAUUGUGAUAAUAUCAGUGCCAUUUACAUGUCUCUCAAUCCAGUUCAACAUCAACGGACGAAGCAUAUUGAGAUUGAUAUUCACUUUGUUAGAGAACAUGUUAUUUCUGGUAUUAUUUGCAUUCAGUAUCUUCCUUCUUUUGCCCAACGUGCUGAUGUCCUCACCAAGGCUCUCUCUUCUGCUCUUUUCCGAUCUCAAAGGUCCAAUUUGAGCGUUCUUUGCUCUCCCACUCAAAUUGCGGGGGGAUGAUAAUGUAUAUCAUAAUACACAUGUACAUUGUAUAGGGUUAGAAGUGUAAAUAUACUUCUAUACAUCUUGUAUAUAUACCCUGAUUAUAACCUAAUAAAGAUUGAUUCAGCCU